This is a messenger RNA of Centrocercus urophasianus (Greater sage-grouse), 1394 nucleotides long. It is a transcript of the gene ARL16, whose product is annotated as ADP ribosylation factor like GTPase 16. The record is from RefSeq and is a predicted model, not a curated record. Gene Ontology annotation, molecular function: GTPase activity; GTP binding. NCBI's taxonomy places the organism in Eukaryota, Metazoa, Chordata, Aves, Galliformes, Phasianidae. The transcript has 4 exons. The coding region runs from base 1 to 639 and encodes 212 amino acids.
AUGGCGGGCGCUGCGCGGCCCGGGCCCACGUGCCUGCUGCUGGGGGCGACGGGCGUCGGGAAGAGCCUGCUGGGGAAGCGGCUGCGCAAUAUCCGAGCGAGCUGGGGGUCCCGGGGCGCGGGGCCGGGGUGGGGGCGUGCCGCACGCUGCUUCUGGCCCGUCCUUAACGCACCGGCACAGCUGUGCUCCCGGGACGGGGCCAAGGAGUUGGGCGAACCCCCGGCCACGCUGCCCACGGUGGGCACGAACCUGACGGACCUGACGCUGCACAAGAGGGUGACGCUGCGGGAGCUGGGCGGCUGCAUGGGCCCCAUCUGGCCCAGCUACUACGGGGAGUGCAGCGCCGUGCUGUUCGUGAUCGAUGCGGCCAACCCGACCCAGGUCUCCGCGUCCUGCGUCCAGCUGCUGUCCCUCCUCUCCGCAGAGCAGCUCGCCGCCGUGCCCGUGCUGAUCCUCUUCAACAAGAUCGACCUGCCCUGCUACAUGUCACUGGUGGAGAUGAAGUCGCUGUUCCGCUUGCAAGACAUUGUCUCCUGCGCCACGCAGCCCAUCACCAUUCUGGAAACCAGUGCACGCGAUGGCACCGGCCUGGCUGAUGUCCUGCAAUGGCUUCAGGCCACCUUCAGGGACCCUAGCUAACCUGGCCCCAGCACCUGUGCAGUGUGACAGGCUGAUGGCAGGCAGCAGCUCCUCGGUACUCCAUGGUAAAACUGAAACAUAAACCCAAGCCAUCUUUGUCUGCAAGCAAUCCUGCAGCACUUCUCAGGGUGCCUCAGAGUGUGCUGCCCUUCCCCUACAGGCUGUGAGACCCCAGCAGAGGGAGUGCCACCUGCGGGAGGGCCCUGCUGGCUGCUUGCAUCCAGAGCAAGAUGGAGCUCUGAAACUGGAUGGUCCCUGCAGCUCCUUCGUGCCUUGCAGCAGCUUGCUCAGGCUCUCAUUCUCAGCGCAGUUUCCAUGCGGCCAUGGGACGUUUUCCCUGGUGUCACCCUCAUACGGCUGGAAGUUGACGUGAUACAUCAUCUUGCAGUUCACGCAGGGUGGCUUUUCUAUGAAGGCUCCAUUGCUGUAGCAGAAGGCUCGGCACUGCACUUCAUCAGGGAAGACAAUGACCAGGUUAUCCUGCCCGUGGUACACUGCGAACGCCACCGCCUUGUGCCACGUCCUGAGGCACAGGAUGCUGAUCAUGAUCUUCUUCUCCAUCAGCCCUCUGCAGGAGACAGAUGCUCCAUAGAAGAGAGGGAAGCCUGCUUUAUUCUCAGGUUUUUUGGGUUCUCUGUAAAAGCUGUAAGCGACAACUGCGGCUCUGAAGACGAACUCACUGGGCCUCAUUCCGGGUGCUUGACGCUGUAUUGCUAUUUCCACAGCGCUAUUAAAUUCAUGCAAGAAAGACUCCA